Messenger RNA from Xenopus laevis (African clawed frog), 975 nucleotides. RefSeq names its product olfactory receptor class A-like protein 1. The record is from RefSeq and is a predicted model, not a curated record. Bases 1 to 975 code for a protein of 324 amino acids. Lineage: Eukaryota; Metazoa; Chordata; Amphibia; Anura; Pipidae. The transcript has a single exon.
AUGGCAGUAAAUUUUCAACUUAAAGCCGUUGGUUUUGUUUCCCUGGUCAUAAUUGGCAUUCCUGCCAAUGUUUUACUUUUUCUGAGAUUUGUGCAAAUUGGGCGUGUAGAGAAAACUCUCUUACCAACCAACAUAGUAAGGAUGGCACUAUCAUUAGCGAAUCUCUUAGUUCUACUUUCCCGUGUGCUACUACAAGCUUUGUACUCCAUAGGGUUAAAAAAUGUACUCAAUGACCAACAGUGCAAAUUAUUUAUUUUUGUCUUCAGAGUAAGCAGAGCCAUGUCCAUUUGUAUAACCAGUUUCCUUAGCUGUCACCAAUGUAUAAUUAUUGCUCCGGCCACAGGAAAAUGGAAAUGGCUCAAACAAAUUAUCAGUCGUCAUGUUUCACUAAUAAUUGCAUUGUUUUUGGCAAUGAAUAUGGCUCUUUAUCCUUCUGCAGUUCUGUUUGGAAGGGCGACAACCAAUGAAACACUAUCACCGUACUCACUGCAUUUAGUAUAUUGUGAUAUGGACUUUAUGAGUUAUGCAUCUUACAUAAUAAACGGUUUGGUAUCUGUAAUACGAGAAAUUAUAUUUGUUGGACUUAUGACUCUUUCCAGUAUGUACAUUCUGUAUAUUCUGUACCGCCAUGGGAAAUCAAUGAAAGGCAAGCGCAGUUCUGACAAGGGCCAACGGAAGACAGUUGAAUACAAGGCCUCGCAAUCUGUUGUCUUAUUGGUUGUAAUGUAUAUGGCCUUGUUUGGCAUGGAUAACGCUGUUUGGAUCUACACUCUGACAAUGGCCAAUGUGAAUGCGGAUGUGAGUGACACUAGAUUGUUCCUUGCUGCGUCCUUCGCUGUCCUGAGUCCUAUUCAUAUCUUUGCAACCACACCUAAGUUGCACUUGUUAUUAAAAAAUCCUUGGAGAAAGAAAACUGUAGAGAUGCAAAUUAGCAUUUCACUUGAGAAAGGAAAUACUGUAUACAGUUUACAAUAG